GCAGCGUGUGGAAGCCCCUGGGGUGACCAGCGGCAGGGUGCCUGCCAACUCGGGCCCAUCCCUAUGGAGACCUGAUGCAUUCAUGGCAUGAGUAAGGCAGCAGCCGUUCCCCCUCGCUGCCCGGGCGCGGGGGCUGAGGUCCCGGACCCCAGGCUCAGCAGGGGUGAGUUCGACAGACAGCCCUUCCCCAGCCUGCUGAGAGCCCUCCCUCCUCCCUCGCUGCUCAGCACGCAGCCAUCCUCAACUCCAGGCAACCUUUCUCUCCAGCCUUGCUCCCCCCCGUCCCCCUACCUCCCUCCGCCCCGGAAAGCGGCACCCCCUCCUUGUCUGUUAUCGCUUCAGCGGCUCCCCCUUCUCCCUCCCUAUCGCCGGAGAAAGCGAGAGGGGAAAGUGCCGGAGCGGAGAGCGCAUAGCAACAGGAUUCUGGGAUGAAGAAGAUUCGGCAGCAGCAUCUUCGGAAGCCGGUGACGCCAGAGCUCCUGGUGAGCCCCAGCAGCCAGGACGGGGACCUGGGCUCCGAGUGCCCAGAGGACAGAGGGAACUGGACGGGCCGGCUGGAUUUCCUCCUCUCCUGCAUUGGAUACUGUGUGGGCCUUGGAAACGUCUGGAGGUUCCCCUACAGGGCUUACACCAAUGGAGGAGGGGCCUUCUUGGUUCCUUACUUCAUCAUGCUGGCUAUCUGUGGCAUCCCCAUCUUCUUCAUGGAGCUGUCUCUUGGUCAGUUCUCCAGCCUCGGGCCACUGGCUGUCUGGAAGAUAAGCCCUCUCUUUAAAGGUGUUGGCAUGGGCACCAUCCUCAUCGUCUCCCUGGUGGCCAUUUACUACAAUAUGAUCAUUGCUUACGUUCUCUUCUACCUCUUUGCAUCCCUCACAAGUGACUUGCCCUGGCAGCACUGUGGCAACUGGUGGAACACUGAGCUGUGCCUGGACCACCACGUCCUCAAGGCAGGCAACACCACCUUCCCUGUCAAUGUCACCAACACUGUCAGCCCCAGUGAGGAGUACUGGAGCCGGUAUGUCCUACACAUCCAAGGGAGCUCUGGGAUUGGAGAUCCUGGGAGAAUCCGCUGGAACCUGUGUCUGUGCCUGCUCCUUUCUUGGACCAUUGUCUAUCUGUGCAUCCUAAAGGGAGUCAAAUCCUCUGGCAAGGUUGUAUACUUCACUGCCACCUUCCCAUACCUCAUCCUGAUGAUGCUGCUCAUUCGUGGGGUGACUCUGGACGGGGCCUGGAAGGGGAUCCGCUUUUACCUCACCCCUCAGUUUGAUCACUUGCUGUCUUCCAAGGUGUGGAUUGAGGCAGCCCUGCAGAUAUUUUACUCCCUUGGAGUAGGCUUUGGAGGCCUCCUCACCUUCGCCUCGUACAACACUUUCCAUCAGAAUAUCUACAGGGACACCUUCAUAGUGACCCUGGGCAAUGCCAUCACCAGUAUCCUGGCAGGGUUUGCCAUCUUCUCCGUUCUGGGGUACAUGUCCCAGGAGCUUGGGGUCCCUGUUAACCAGGUGGCAAAAGCAGGUCCUGGCCUGGCUUUUGUGGUGUACCCCCAGGCCAUGACAAUGCUUCCUCUUUCUCCAUUCUGGUCUUUCUUGUUCUUCUUCAUGCUGUUAACCUUGGGCCUGGACAGCCAGUUUGCCUUUAUGGAGACCAUCGUUACAGCAGUGACAGAUGAGUUUCCCUACUACCUGCGGCCAAAGAAAGCCUCCUUUUCGGCUGCCAUCUGCAUUGUGCUCUUCCUGAUGGGGCUCAUCCUCACAACUGAGGGUGGAAUGUACUGGCUGGUCCUACUGGAUGACUACAGUGCUGGGUUUGGUCUCAUGGUGGUGGUGAUCACGACCUGCCUCGUGGUGACACGUGUCUAUGGCAUGAAGAGGUUCUGCAGAGAUAUCCACAUGAUGCUGGGCUUCAAACCAGGGCCCUACUUCAGAGCCUGCUGGAUGCUCCUAUCCCCAGCAACAAUGAUGGCUUUGCUGGUGUACAACAUUGUCAAGUAUCAGCCCUCUGAGUACGGCAGCUACCGCUUCCCUGCCUGGGCUGAGGUCUUGGGCAUCCUCAUGGGAGUCCUCUCCUGCCUGAUGAUUCCUGUGGGCAUGCUGGUGGCUGUGCUCCAAGAAGAAGGGACCCUGUGGGAGCGAGUGCAGCAAGCCAGCAGGCCCACCCUGGACUGGGGUCCAUCGCAGCAGGAGAACCGCACCGGCAUGUACGUGGCCAGCCUGGCUGGCAGCCAGUCCCCCAAGCCACUGAUGGUCCACAUGAGGAGGUAUGGGGGCAUCACCAGCUACGAGAACACGGCCAUCGAGGUGGACCGGGAGAUCGAGGAGGAAGAGGAGUCUAUGAUGUGAUCUGACCCAGCGCCUUGUGGACUGGGGGAGGUGAGGGGGAGGUCACCCUCUCAAUUUGCACAGGUUGCACUGUGGCACUUCAGGACAGUUCAGAGGGUCCUUUGGGGAGCAGUCGUGAGCUGCUGACCCUGCUGGUCUCCUUGCCACCACCCUGGCCCCACCAGGAUGGAGCUGCUGCCCAUCUCAGUGCCCCUGAGAUGUUUCUGUUCAGUGUGACCAGUCUGUGCGUUCGUGUGACGGUGUCUGGUGUAUGUGUCCAGGCAGUCCUGCUCCUGCCACCAGCCCUGCUUUCCCUGUGCAGGGAUGCUCAGGCUGCAGGAGCUGAGGAGAAGGUUCUCUGCAUUCCUCUGUUCUCUGUUCCUGUACAUUUAACUCCAGUGACCACACACACGUGUGGGACAGACUGUGUUAUCCUCCAUGCCCUGAGGAUGCUGUGUGCUGCCCUGCACUGCUCACAGGGAGGUGCUCCAGGCAAACCCAGCACUAAUCAGUGUCCUGCUGAAGGAACCUGACCUAAUAAAUGAGCAGAUAAAAGCAAUUAGCAGAAGAUGGGGGUGGAAAAAAGGAAAGAAAACAGCAACAAAAAAAAAGGCUUUUUUAAUGAAUCAGAUUGGGCCUUCCAAAGCUUGCAGAUCCUCCAGGAUCUUCCACCCUCCCUGUGGCUGGCACUUCCUCAGGUUGGGGUGAGCUGAGGGAAAGGAAGAAGUUGGGUGACCUGUUCUCCAUGUGUGUAGGAGGUCAGGGACAGAGCUUAGCUGGACCCAAUGCCAAGGAGGACCCAUGUCCAUCCCUGAGGAGGAUCUGAAAGUUGUCCCUAACGCUGGGUGAUGCUUUUCCCAGGAAAAGGUGGAAGAUUUGGGUUCAGUUCCUGUGUUUGAUUUUGGGGUAGUCUGCCCAGAGCCCAUGUCUCCAGUCUCCUGCUGAUGCUGCUGGCCUGGGGAUGCUGGUGAGCUCCUGGACAGGGCUGUUUGGACCUGACACUGCCACUCCCCGUUGCCCUGGUGUUGUGUGCCCCUUCUCCCAUGUGCCACCAGCUCACCAUUAAAAAAGCAGCAGUGUGUGGGUGUGUGA
Messenger RNA from Pogoniulus pusillus (Red-fronted tinkerbird), 3407 nucleotides. RefSeq names its product solute carrier family 6 member 7 (gene SLC6A7). Gene Ontology annotation, biological process: sodium ion transmembrane transport. The coding region runs from base 429 to 2336 and encodes 635 amino acids. Gene Ontology annotation, cellular component: plasma membrane. The transcript is spliced from 14 exons. Gene Ontology annotation, molecular function: L-proline transmembrane transporter activity. The record is from RefSeq and is a predicted model, not a curated record. NCBI's taxonomy places the organism in Eukaryota, Metazoa, Chordata, Aves, Piciformes, Lybiidae.